This is a messenger RNA of Dichomitus squalens LYAD-421 SS1, 4517 nucleotides long. RefSeq lists its product as uncharacterized. Gene Ontology annotation, molecular function: nucleotidyltransferase activity. The record is from RefSeq and is a predicted model, not a curated record. The transcript has 11 exons. NCBI's taxonomy places the organism in Eukaryota, Fungi, Basidiomycota, Agaricomycetes, Polyporales, Polyporaceae. Gene Ontology annotation, biological process: RNA 3'-end processing. The coding region runs from base 107 to 3604 and encodes 1165 amino acids.
CGACGACGAGCCCAGAACCGUUCGACGCAUCCACCAUCGUACUCGAAUACUCGUCCCUUUUCAGUCUGCUGGUCGGAUCGUCCGCUGCAUCUACGCAGUCUCACCUAUGGCGACUACCUUCGCCCCGUCCCCGCUCAACACCGCUCAGUCUACCUCUCGUCAGCAAUUCUUAGCUCCGAAUUCACCUCCUCAGCAACAACGGAGACUUAUCUCGCGGCAGCGCUUCAUCCAAGACUUCUCCCAAUGUCUCUUCGAGUUCGUCGUUCAGCUCCUCCCAACCACAGAGGAGAUGGCUGUCAAGGAGGACGUUCGCAAGCUCCUCGAACGCUUAAUCCGCACAAUCGAGCCCGAUAGCAGGCUGCUCUCCUUUGGAAGCUCUGCCAAUGGCUUCAGCCUCAAGAACUCUGACAUGGACUUGUGCUGUCUCAUUGAUUCCGGGGAACGCCUGAGUGCGGCCGAUCUCGUCACCAUGGUUGGGGAUCUUCUAGAACGAGAGACCAAGUUUCAUGUGAAGCCGCUCCCUCAUGCACGAAUACCGAUCGUGAAGCUCAACCUCGACCCUUCGCCUGCAUUACCCUUUGGCAUCGCCUGCGAUAUUGGGUUCGAAAACAGGCUUGCGUUGGAGAACACGCGGCUAUUGAUGUGUUAUGCAUCCGUGGACCCCGCCCGAGUGCGGACAAUGGUUCUAUUCCUGAAAGUAUGGAGCAAACGACGCAAAAUCAAUUCCCCAUAUAAAGGCACCUUGUCUUCGUACGGCUAUGUGCUCCUUGUAAUCUACUUCCUUAUGCAUGUCAAGACCCCACCAGUACUUCCUAAUCUACAGCAAAUGCCGCCUCUGCGGCCUAUAUCAGAGGAAGAAUCACAUCUAAAUGGAUAUAACAUCUGGUUCUUUGACGACAUAGAGCUCCUUCGGCAGCGAUGGAAGUCAGCAAAUACGGAUACUGUCGCAGAACUGUUGAUUGACUUCUUCAAGUUCUAUUCGCGCGACUUCGCGUAUAACACUGCAGUGGCCUCCAUUAGGGCAGGUCUGCUUAAGAAGGAGGACAAGGGGUGGGCAACUGAGCAAUCCGACAUCGGGACCUCCCGUGAACGGAACCGCCUGUGUAUCGAGGAUCCUUUCGAGACCGACUUCAACGUGGCGCGGUGUGUUACUAAGGAUGGCCUCUAUACUAUCCGAGGAGAGUUCAUGCGUGCGUCGCGAAUAUUGCAGAGCAGACCCGACCGCGCGAUUCUCGCUCUUGCGCAAUUGUGUGAAGAACGGAAGGACGAGAGUCUGGGUCCUCCCCCAUCACAGCCACGGUCUGCCUUCGCACCGCCCCGUCUCAAUUCUAUCCCUCCUCAAACUCCGUACACUGUUGGCAGCAGCCCGAUGCGCCCAAACGGCGUGCCCGUGCCGGUCCCUGCCCCUGAAGAGCUUGCUUCUCGGAAGUUCUCACAGAUGUCAUCCCCUGUUUCUCCCGUCCCUUCCUCGCCCGGUGACUCACCUAGCGCUCGUUCCGCUAUCACGAAGGACACUCCUCUCCGUCUACCAGUAGACAAGCUCGACCACAUGGCUCCGAUACGGAGCAAGUGGACAAGCCCACCGCCCCCGGAAGCCACCGAAGAAGAUCGCUCUGCGUUCGAGAGCCGCCUCGACCAAGGACUGGCGCUCGCAACGUUCUCAGCAGGACCUCACUUACGUGACCGUUCGUAUGCAUCCUCGAACAAUAGCGAGACGCACACCGAUGAUGAGGCUCUGUCGAUGGCCGAGUCAGACGACUUACGCUCCGUGAGGUCGUUCAUCGAGGAGGGCGCAGUGCACUAUAGCCGGGAAUAUCGGGAACGCGAGAGGCAGCUGGCCAGUCUCCAUGCUCAGCAACAAGCCCUGCAACAGCGCCUACAGCAGCAGUACGGUAUCGAUUCUUCGUCAUCUGGGCUGACUGGCGGCCCGCCGUUGAACUCGCGCUUGGAAGGCGGCGUGGACGUGAAGAUGAUCUCCAGGUUACGGGGACGACCUGCAGGGCGGGUUGACCAGCAGCCGUCGAGCCCGAGCCUCGCAAACUCGGGAGGCCGAAUGACACCCGGCGACCGGAAUGAAGGGUUCACCCCGCCGCCACGCAUGGAUACGCACACGCCCCGGCGAUCCAUGUCAUUCCCUGUACGGAACCCCAACCGGUUCUCGCUUCCCGCCAUUCCAGCGGGGCUUCCCAACCAUCUGGCUGCUGCCUACCAAGCGCAUAUUUCCCCCACUCUAGGCCAUCCCGCGCCACGCUAUGUUCUUCAGGCUGCUGCUGAAGCGCACGCACAAGCACAGGCACACGGUAACGUGUACUAUGAGGCUAUGCCCGCCAGAGAACGGGUGUAUCGCACCAUGGCGGGUUUCAGCCCUCAGACGCAACAUACGUCGCCACAGUCGCUCUACGAUCAGGUUGGUUCCCAUGUGCGUCAGUCUGACGAAAGUCGCAGUAGGAGUAGGAGUAGAAGCCGAAGUCGGUCGCGCUCCGAAUCUCACCGCGACUCACCGAUCAUGAUCCGUCGCGGUCUUUCAACGGAUACCGAGGUGGAGGUACCUGUAGCAGGGCCCUCGCGGCUUCCCGCAGAUGCGCCUGCGUCGUCGUCGCUACACAACGAGCAGGGGCGGAGCGAGCGCAUGUACUCGCAUCAGCACACGCAUUCGAAUGCCACGAUCACGGCGCCUACGCCACCGGCGAACGUACACAACUUCCCCUCCUCUGUCUCUACUCCUCCCAUCUCGUUGCCCGUGCCCACGGGGUCUACCCUCGGUCCAAGGCAUUCGCAGUCAAGGUCGCGCUCACCGCCGUACCUUCCGACUCAGCGGAAUCCGCUAUACCCGUAUCAGUCAACGUAUCCCAGCCCCCGGUUGGGCGCGACGAAUCUCCCGCCACGAUUGCGCGCUGAUCGCGAACGCAGCCUUAGUGCACAGGGAAGCCAUACUGGACUGGCGCCCCUACCUGCCCAGCCAACAGUCUUCGACGCGCGGACGCUAGCCACGCCUGUGGUGCACCUCCGAACGGAGGAGCAAGAGCGGGCGCAGAUGCGCUCGGCGUCUCCGUUCGCAUCCAACUCGCAUUCCUCGGGAAGCGCGUCGCCCCCCACGUCGUGCACGAGCUCCCAAUAUGCCGCGUCGUCGUCCCCGCUGUCGACGUCGCCGCCGUCCCCGGCGCGCAGCGAGCUGAAGGAAAGGGGAGAGGGCGAGGGCGGAGGUGUCGUGAGUCCUCUCCGGUCGCCGAUACCUCUGUUGGAUGAGCCUGCGCCGGAGGUGCGGGAUGCGUUUGGGAAGGAGAACGGUUCGGGGACGCCAGUUCCUGUCUCUGUCUUCCCUGCUCCAGCUCCUGCCACUCCGGUCCCGGAACCCUCGGUGGAAGAGACCAAGCCGGUCGAAACACUGGUCGCGGGCUCCGAGGUGACCCCUGUUGAUAUGGACCAUUCUGUGGCUGCCGUCGAGGAGAGUAGGGACUCGCCUCAUCUUCCGACUCCGGGAGUUCUGAUCACGGAGAGCAGUCCUGUCGUCGAGCGCCUGUCGCAAUGUGCGAUCGAGGGGCAAGGAGACAAGGAUGUCUCGCGUGUCGUGCAUCAAGCCCAAGACUCGACCGUGCGCUCAUGACUCCUUGCGAUGAUGCUAUCGCUUUUCCCAGCCUGGUUCACAUCCCAGUUAUACCCGCGGCUGAACUGAAUCGACGGAACGGGCUUUUCCAGCACGCGCGCAUCGCUCGCCCACGAUCACCGCCGAACACCCUGUCAUCGGCACAAGCCUUGGCUGCUCGCCUGCGGACGCGCGCAUGUCUGCGUGCCACGCCAGCAUCUUGUAUAUGCCCCCAGUCUCGAACGAAUCUGUGUCCAAUACUGUCUUGCCCGUCUCUCGUCCCUGUCUGAAGAAAUCAAGGCUAAUAGUUUUCCGCCUUUGAUACAUCAUCGCCUCAUCUGGAUAGCAUACACUCACUUGCUUGCACCAGCCGGAUAAUCCCACCAGUCAACACUCCAUCGCAUCAUCAUCGUCCAAUCUUCGAGAUGUCUAGUAACCCAGUGUAUAUGGCACUCAAACGCCUCGCCUCGCCUCGAACGACCGUCAAUCCCUCUGUAUACGUCGAAUUGCUAUUUGCUGCCGCUGCUAUUGCCGCUUGCAUUCGUACAUGCCACACACAAAUCCUGCCGCACAUACCCUACUUCUCCCAGAGACCGUAAUCUUCCAUCUUUCCCCUCUCCCUGCCUCGGAUCGCCUUUGACUUUUUCGAGAGUCUGUUCCUUGGUAUGUACCCGUUGAGAGGAGGAGCCUGAGGCUCCCCUCUCUCCCUUGAUUUGCUUCGUUUUGGACAGGUACGCUACGUAUAGUCCUCGAUUGUAGCGCGCUUGGAUCGAAGGGGGUCCGGCGUGUGGGCUGCGCUACGCUUCGCCUUCGCGCGCACACGGUGCGGUUGUGCGUCGUGCCCUGCAUUGGACCAUGUCGUCGUCGUCGUAGUCCAAAGUCUUGCAUACCAUGUAUCGGUGUAGUAUACUUGUCGUGUAUGCAUCCACUAUGC